Molecule: messenger RNA, 928 nt
Organism: Pseudomassariella vexata
Lineage: Eukaryota; Fungi; Ascomycota; Sordariomycetes; Amphisphaeriales; Pseudomassariaceae
Product: oxidoreductase
Exons: 1
Coding region: 92-835 (247 amino acids)
Biological process (GO): secondary metabolite biosynthetic process
Cellular component (GO): nucleus; cytoplasm
Source: RefSeq, a predicted model, not a curated record
UGAAGUCACGAAAUUUGUUGAAUAUGCAAGUAUCUACUACUAACUGGUGAUCUUACUUGUUCUGAUUAUCCUUAUUCACACUCGUGAGAGAAUGGCGCAGCAACACGAAGAAAAAGACGUGACAUUCGCAACCUUACCUGCCAUUCUAUGCCUGCACGGGUACGGAACGAACGCUGCCAUCUUCCGGUGUCAACUCCGACAGAUUACACAGACACUCAGCCGCACUUUUAGAUUUGUCUUCGUCGAGGGCCCCUUCCAUGUGCAACAGCCCGGGCCAGGGGCUCUACCGGCUUUCGCUGAUGCCCGUCCAUUUCGCCGGUGGCACUCGCACAAAACGCUAGCCGGCGCCUUUGGGGUCUCGACACAGAAUGUGGAAGAAGAGAGACGUCAAGUCAGAGACCUCCUCAAGGAUACCCUCGAGCGCGAGCGCGAGCAUGGGCCAGGCGUCGUGGGGGUCGCAGCCUUCAGUCAGGGGGCUGGGGUGGCCGCGUCUUUGUGCUUGGACUCUGAACUGGGCACAGACAUCAAGUUUGCUGUCAUCAUUUGCGCCCUGUACCCCGCGGUCUCGUUAGCUGAGCAUGAAGAUGGGACUGCUGCAUCUAAAUCUACUAUGCGUCUUAUCGAGAUACCGUCGAUUCAUAUCCAGGGGAUGUCGGACUCGUGGAAAGGCCAGGGCACUAAAGUAUUAAGAGAGUACUUCAAUGGAGCCAAGGCGAAAAUUUUUAACCUCGUGGGUGUUGGCCACGAGGUACCGAGUCGAGUCAAGGAGGCAGCUAUUGUUGCCGAUGAGGUCAUGGCGGUUUGGAAGUCCAUUCUAGCGGGUGGCCAGGAAUAAAUGGGAUGUUUUUCAAAGUGAAGAAGAAGACAAUGCUGAUGAAGAUUGCGUGGCUUUUGUAUUAAAUGAAGUGCAUAUCCCUCUACAAGACGU